Prorocentrum cordatum is the source of this 1187-nucleotide messenger RNA. NCBI's taxonomy places the organism in Eukaryota, Dinophyceae, Prorocentrales, Prorocentraceae. The record is from the annotation of a GenBank genome assembly.
AGCCGCCCCGGCUCGGGCGCCAGGCCGCCCGAUCGGGGCCUCCCCCCGUGGGGGGGGGGCGCCGUGGCCUCCAAGAGGAGCGCGGGCGGCGGGUUCCCCGGGUUCCCGGGCGGCCUCUUCGGCGGCAAGGGCAAGGGCAAGGGCGGCAUCUUCGCGGACGGGGGCGAGGACGAGGACGAGGACGAGGACGAGGACGAGGGCGCGGAUGGCGGCAUGGGCGGCAGCUUCCGCGACAUGUUCGGCUUCGGCACGAGCGCCGGCGGCAGCGAGCGGAGCAGCUCGGCCAAGCGGGAGGUCGACAACACGAGGCUCUACGCCCUCCUGGGGGUGGAGCCGAGCGCGAGCAGCGGCGAGAUCAAGAAGGCGUACCACCGCAUGGCUAUGCGGCACCACCCAGACAAGGGCGGGGACCCAGAGACCUUCAAGGACAUCCAGCAGGCCUUCGAGGUCCUCGGCGACGCGGACAAGCGGAGGAGAUACGACCAGCUGGGCGAGGAGGCCCUCGACGACGACGGCGCGUCCUUCCGGGGCGGCGGCCCGCGCCGCAACCAGGCCCAGCGCACGAAGGACAAGGUCCGGCUCAUGUGGGUCACCCUGGAGCAGCUCUACACCAGCGUCACGAGGCCCCUGGCGCACAGCCGCAAGGUCGUCGACGAGGUUGACGGCCGGCCACCCUCCCGCUGCGACGCCUGCGGCGGGCAGGGCGUCGUGGUGCAGAUGAUCAGGCUGGGGCCCAUCGUCCAGCAGGUUCCCCAUACCUGCCCCGUGUGCAGCGGCGCCGGCAGCAGCGCCAAGCUCAAGACGGAGCGCGAGGUCCUCGACGUCUUCGUCGAGAAGGGCUCGCCGGACGGCCACAAGAUCGUGUUCCAUGGCAGGGCGGACGAGGCCGCCGGCUGCGAGGCCGGCGACCUCGUCGUCGUGGUCAGGGAGCAGGAGAGCACCCGACCUUCAUCAGGAAAGGCGCGGACCUGUACCUCGAGCGGCAGGUCUCGCUGGCCGAGGCGCUCACCGGCUUCCAGGUCGUCGUGCAGCACCUGGACGGCCGGAAGUGGUGCGUCCGCAGCAAGCCCGGGGAGGUGCUGCAGCCACAGCAGGGCGGCGUCACGCUGAAGGCCGUGCGGGGCGGGGGCAUGCCGAUCCACCAGGACCCCUUCUGCUUCGGCAACCUGUUCCUCGUCCUCUCCAUC